AUGAAGAGAAAUCCCCAAGUUAAGGUUCGAAAAGUAAGACCUCUUGAAAAGAAAAGGGCAAGAAUCACUCAAGAGGAUGUGGAUAAGUGGUUUUCAGAGUAUCAAGAGUUCUUGUUAAAAAAAAAUUUGAUUCAUCAACCGGGACAAAUAUGGAACUGUGAUGAGACUGGAUUUGACUUGAAUGGUCGUGUUGGCAAAGUUAUUGGUCCCUCUAAGCAAAAAGAGGCACCAUAUCAAGUAAUGUCUGGUAAUAUGAAGCGUAUUACUAUGCUUCCUUGUUUCAACGCCAGUGGACAAUGGAUGCCUCCUUAUUUUAUAUUUCCAGGAAAACGAAUUCCAGCUACUUAUAACCCUUUGGAAGGAGGAGUAGAUGGCAGCGUUUUUUCCAUGACCGAGUCAGGUUACAUGAACACUGAAACAUUCUAUAUGUGGCUGGCAAACCACUUUAUCCCAAACUUGCCACCAAAAAGACCGGUUCUUCUUCUUGUCGAUAGUCAUGACUCUCACCUUCAUUUGGCUACCUUUGAACUUGCAGAAAAAAAGGUAUAUAUUUAUAUGCUUUAUUAAAGAAUGCAACACAAAUUGUGCAGCCUGCUGAUGUGGGGUUAUUUGGCAGUAUGAAACGAAGCUAGUACAAAUCAGUAAGAGAAUAUACACAGCAAAAUCCCAAUGCAGAUAUUACUAAGAAGAACUUCUGUUCUGUUUUAAAGUCUAUGUGGGAAGAUGUCAUGUGCCCUUCUAUCCUUACAGCUGCAUUCCGUAAAUCUGGCAUUUACCCACUUGAUAAAAGCGAAGUUUCAAAAGGGUUAUUGGGUCCAUCCAAUCAAUCGUUUGAUGCCAACCAGCGGGUUGACAAAGAUAGCACCUCUCCUUCACUGCAAGCAUUUGAAGCACUAGAUGCUGCACUUUCAACUCCAUCACGGGCUAAGUACAGACGUAGAAUUGAGGAAGGAUACGACUUGAACGGAAGUCCCACAUUUAGCGCUUGGAAUAAGCUAUACAAGUCAGCAAAUCCAUCACAUGCUCAUCAUGACGGUAAAGGAGAAACUUCUCAGACUUCUCAACGGUCACACCAUGCAGAAAAACCCAUUGAGCCACACCAGCCUUCUUCAUCUACAGAAUCCAACGUCUUGAAAGAAAUCCUUACAUCCUUCUUCAUCUACACAAUCCAACCAAAGGGCCCGCCAAAGAGAGUAAAUGCAAAAAGAACCAUACCAAACUUUAUUAGUGGUCCAACAUCCAAACAAAUUCUUCUGGAUGAAAAAUUAAAGAAGGCCCGACAGUUAGCAGAUAAGCAGAAAAGGCUAUACGAAACGCAGCAAAGAAAGGAGGAAAAGCGAAAGAAAGUGGAAGAUGAAAAAAUCAGAAAAGAGAAGAAGAAGCAAGAGAAAGAGAGGAUGAAAGAACAAAAACAGAAAACGAGAAAUAUAAAGGGAGCGAAGAAAACCUCUUCAUGUGGGAGAAGUGAUGGGAGAAUGCACAGAAACCUUAAAAGAACUUGUCUAACAUUUAGUAAUGACACAGAAAGCAUUGAUGAGAAUAUCUGCAGUAUGUGCUCAGAGGAAUAUUUGCCCAUCGAUGAUGAAAACAAUCCUUGGGUUAUGUGUGAUUCGUGCAAUCUCUGGAUGCACAUAGAAUGUAUUCCCAUGGAAUUUGACGUUGACGUUUUGCACUCGGAAGAACCGUUCUAUUGCCAUCAGUGUAACUUUUGA
Messenger RNA from Paramuricea clavata, 1712 nucleotides. The record is from the annotation of a GenBank genome assembly. NCBI's taxonomy places the organism in Eukaryota, Metazoa, Cnidaria, Anthozoa, Malacalcyonacea, Plexauridae.